AUGUCGUCAAGACCGGAUCUCAAGGUCGAUGAUGAGGGCGGCUUCAUUCGAGCCUACCGUCAGAUUCCAGCUAAACUCGACCCAGCGAAUACGAUCCGAGUGCUGGACCGAGGAGACUUCUAUAGCGCUCAUGACGAAGAUGCUGACUUCAUUGCCCGCACGGUCUACAAGACUAUUGCUGUCAUUCGAAAUCUCGGUCGCAGUGACAACGCCCUCCCGAGUGUCACUAUGACCACAACAGUCUUUCGCAAUCUACUUCGAGAAGCUCUGUUCAGAUUGGGAAAGCGAGUCGAAAUCUGGCUGUCACAAAAAGGACAAUGGAAACUAGACAGACAAGCGAGUCCCGGAAACCUUCAGGGAGUGGAAGACGAGCUCGGCUCGGGCGUAGACAGCCAGGGUGACAGUGCGCCCAUCAUACUCGCUGUCAAGAUCAGUGCAAAAGCAACCGAGGGCCGCAAUGUCGGUGUUUGCUUCGCUGAUGCCAGCAUCCGAGAGCUUGGUGUGAGCGAAUUUCUGGAUAACGACCUUUAUUCAAAUUUUGAGAGCAUGCUCAUCCAGCUCGGUGUGAAAGAAUGCCUCAUCGCGACUGACGGUCAAAAGAAGGAUCCGGAGCUCACAAAAAUCCGUCAGAUAUGCGACUCCUGCAAUAUCGCCGUUUCAGAACGCCCUGCCGCCGAUUAUGGUACCAAGGAUAUCGAGCAAGAUCUGGCUCGGCUGUUGAAAGACGAUGCUUCCACUGGUCAACUGCCUCAGACAGACCUGAAACUCGCUAUGGGAAGUGCUGCUGCGCUGAUCAAAUACAUCGGCGCUCUCAAUGACCAGACCAAUUUUGGUCAAUAUCAGCUAUACCAACACGACCUAAGCCAAUACAUGAAGUUGGACGCUGCUGCCUUGAGAGCACUGAAUCUAAUGCCAAGCCCUCGGGAUGGUGCAAAGACAAUGAGCCUCUUUGGCCUGCUCAAUCAGUGCAAGACCCCUAUUGGUGGUAGACUACUUGCUCAAUGGCUCAAACAGCCUCUCAUGAGUCUGUCAGAGAUUGAGAAACGACAGCAACUCGUGGAAGCUUUCGUCACAGACACGGAGUUGCGGCAGUCGAUACAGGAAGAGCAUCUUCGCUCAAUCCCAGACCUCUACCGCCUCGCGAAGAAAUUUCAGCGCCAAAAAGCCAAUCUCGAAGACGUUGUCAGGGCUUAUCAGGUUGUCAUUCGCUUACCUGGUUUCAUCGAAGCCUUCGAGACUGUUGUCGAUGAACAGUAUCAGGUUCCUCUCGAACAUAUGUACACGUCAAAGCUCAAAAACCUCUCCAGUUCUCUCGGUAAGCUCGCAGAGAUGGUAGAGACAACUGUUGAUCUGGAUGCCCUUGAUCGACACGAAUUCAUCAUCAAACCCGAAUUUGACGAGUCGUUGCGCAUCAUCCGCAAGAAGCUGGACAAAGUCCAGAGCGAUAUGGCAGCGGAGCAUCGUCGAGCUGGGAGCGAUCUUGACCAAGAACUCGAUAAGAAGCUUUUCCUCGAGAAUCACAGAGUGCACGGCUUCUGUUUCAGACUAACAAGGACCGAAGCCAGCUGCAUCCGGAACAAGUCAGCCUACAAGGAGAUCUCGACCCAGAAGAAUGGUGUGUACUUCACAACCACUACUCUCAUGGAUCUACGGCGCGACUACGAUCAGUAUUCUAGUACGUAUAACCGCAAGCAAUCAUCUCUCGUGUCAGAGGUUGUGCAGGUAGCUGCCUCAUAUAUUCCCGUUCUCGAACAGCUGGCAGCGAUAGUUGCCCACCUGGACGUCAUCGUCAGUUUGGCUCAUGUCUCGGUACAUGCCCCAGCUGCCUACGUCAGACCAAAGAUGAAUAGCCCUGGCACAGGCGAUACUAUUCUGAAAGAAGCCCGACACCCUUGCAUGGAGUGUCAGGACGAUAUCAAUUUCAUCACGAACGAUGUUGAGCUCCGCCGAGCUGACUCUCGCUUCCUAAUUAUAACUGGUCCAAAUAUGGGCGGCAAGUCGACAUACAUCCGAACGAUUGGCUGCAUUGCUCUCAUGGCUCAGAUUGGGUGCUUCGUGCCCUGCACAGAAGCCGAGGUGACCAUAUUCGACUGCAUACUCGCCCGAGUUGGAGCGUCGGACUCUCAGUUGAAAGGCGUUUCCACUUUUAUGGCAGAAAUGCUUGAGACGGCGAACAUACUAAAGAGUGCCACAAAAGACUCGCUGAUCAUCAUCGAUGAGCUGGGUCGAGGAACCAGUACCUACGACGGUUUCGGCCUCGCCUGGGCAAUCUCAGAAGAGAUCGUUGCUCAGAUAGGGGCUUUUGGCUGCUUCGCCACGCAUUUCCACGAGCUGACUGCCCUUGCAGAGAAGUUUCCGAACGCAGUCAAAAAUCUCCACGUGGUUGCAUUCGUCGGCGACCAAGCCGGCGGCGACGUCGACAUGUCCUCCAACAAGCGCCAAGAAGUCACACUGCUCUACAGAGUGGAGCCUGGAAUCUCAGACCAGAGCUUUGGCAUCCAUGUUGCGGAACUCGUGCGCUUUCCUGAGAAAGUGGUCAAUAUGGCUAGACGCAAAGCCGAGGAGUUGGAGGACUUCUCUCACACGGACAAGGCGAAAGAAAGGCAAGAGGACUUCUCGAAAGAGGAGGUAGAAGAAGGCAGCCGCUUGCUGAAGGUGAUGUUGAAGAGUUGGAGGGAGAAGACUGAAAAGGAGGACAUGAGUAAGGAUGAGAAGCUAGCGUUGAUGAGAGAGAUGGUGAAAGGCGAUGAGAAGCUCAUGGCGAAUCGCUUCUUCCAAGAGUCGAUAAAAGCGCUGUGA
Cyphellophora europaea CBS 101466 is the source of this 2799-nucleotide messenger RNA. RefSeq names its product DNA mismatch repair protein msh-2. Lineage: Eukaryota; Fungi; Ascomycota; Eurotiomycetes; Chaetothyriales; Cyphellophoraceae. Gene Ontology annotation, biological process: mitotic recombination; mismatch repair. The record is from RefSeq and is a predicted model, not a curated record. Gene Ontology annotation, molecular function: ATP-dependent DNA damage sensor activity; mismatched DNA binding; ATP binding. Gene Ontology annotation, cellular component: MutSalpha complex; nucleus. Bases 1 to 2799 code for a protein of 932 amino acids. The transcript has 2 exons.